AUGGCAGGUGAACAAGAAGCAGAUUUAAAUAAAAAAAUCAAAUUUUUAGAAAAAGAAUUAGCAAAUUAUCAUGAAUUACAAGCACAUUCUGAACAGCUAAAACAGAAACUAGAGUUAGCUGAAAGUCAAGUUGAAGAUUUGAAAGAUCGUUUAGAUGAUGCAGUACAUGCUGACGAAAUGCUUGAAGCACUGGCCGAAAAGGAUUUGGCUCAAGGCGAAGUAAUAAAGAAUAUAACUUUAUCAUCACUAUUUACAAUAUAG
Molecule: messenger RNA, 261 nt
Organism: Entrophospora sp. SA101
Lineage: Eukaryota; Fungi; Glomeromycota; Glomeromycetes; Entrophosporales; Entrophosporaceae
Source: the annotation of a GenBank genome assembly